CGGCAUCCACCCGAGCUUCACGGGGGGAGUAGUCCGUUGUUACAGGACCCGCAGCUGGUGGUGGGAGGAUAUUCGAAAUAAAGUACUUGCUUCAGAAAGGCUCUACACGUUAAAUGCGCUUACACUUUAACCGUAUCGUGAUUUGGUUCAUUUUGGAUAGCACCUUCCUUGCUGCUGGAGUGAGUGAAUAAUUCGGGAUCUCCGUAGUAAUACUCGCGUAGUUUCGACUCUCAAUGUGGUCAACGAAAGUUUUGACUGUAGAGUCGCUGGGAACGGGUUUGCACCACCCCAGUAGUUUUCACUAUACUUUCAUCAUGGUCCAGGCAUGUGCAUAGUUUAAAAGAGUCUGAGAAAAGGGAACAAUGUCUAACUUGAGAGAUGGGUCGAAGUGAUCCCGGGCCGAGAAAGCAGCGGGAGCGAUUCCAGUAGCACAAGCGAGGAAGAACGGCUUCGAAGACUUUUCAACAGUUGUGAUGCAGAUGGGGAUGGAUAUCUUGACGGAGAGGAUUUUCUUUUUAUGUGCAAACAACUUAACCUAGAGGAUUCUGCAAAUGAGAUUCGGCAAGAACUUGGAGUUUCCAGCUUUGCCCGCAUCUCCUUUGCAGACUUCCUACGUUGUCGGGCACGGGUCAUGUCUGCUGUUCAUGAAGAAGGGCCUUGCUGGGGAGAUGAUGCUGGGAUUGAGUCGGAUACUAGUGGUGUUCACACUCAUCAUCCUCAUAUCACAUCCUGGCCUACUAUGAGCAGUGACAGCCUGGGUGCUCAUUCAGGAAAACCAGAGAGUGCAGAUUACGACAGUGGAGCAAGGGACAUGAGCCCCGAGCCUGUGAGCCUUAUACGGCUCAUGCAUUGCCAUGAUCCUUCAGCUGUGAAGGAUGUGCAGGACAUGGGGUCUGGAAAAAUCCUAGAACUUGCAGACAGGCUUCACUUGGCAGCCAUCACCUCCAUGAAGGGGGAGAUAAAUGAACUCAAGACCAGGCUGCAGCAUGUGAGCAGUGAGCGAGAUCUGCUUGAAAGACAGCUCAGCAUGACGCAGAGUGAUACAUUUUGCUCACAGCGAGAAAUUGGCCGAGUGGAACAGGUGACAGCACGUUAUGAAGAACGUAUUAUUGAGUUGCACAGUGUAAUAGCUGAACUGCGGAAGAAGUUGGAAUGUCACCACAUCAAUGUCAUCAGAGAGGAAGAUGAGUUUGAGGAGUCAGAAGGAGCACAGAGCAACCGAAGCCAAGAUGGAGGAAGUAACCAUGACAACCUGGGAGUGGACUCCCACUCAGCUAGUCUAGAGAUGGGGAAAGAGUUGCGGCUGGAGCUGUCACGUGUGGUGACUGAGAUGGAAAGUGCCAUGGCAUCCCGCUCACCACUGGUACCUCAGGUUGCACAGGUGGUGGAGAGAGAAGGAAGUGAAAGGGAAACUCGACCAGCACCCAGAGAUGAGGAUAAUGAGUAUGAUGAUGAAGAGGAAGAGUCUAAACCACCAACACCUCCACCUCGUCAUGGUCGCGUUCCUGUCCCUCAGCCAUCUUCACCAGCUCAUGUUCUCAGAUCAGGCCGGCCUGGACCAGGGGGACCAGGAGGACCAGGCGAUCGAAGGGACCUGUUGGCUCAGCGGGAAGCAGAACUUGCUCAGGCUCAGGAAACUAUUGUGAGCUUGACAGCAGAGCGAGAGGUGCUUUGUAAAAAGGUGUGGGAGCUGCAGAAUCAUGUUUCUUCUGAAACACCUCCUAGUCCAGCCUGCAUUUCUGCAACCAGCAAAACUCAGUCUCCCAACUUUGCACCAGAGCGACGUGGAACAGGAGAUCAGUUCCCAGUGGCCAAAGUGGCUGAACUAAAGAAGCUUCGAACACUGACUGGUGAUAGGCAGGCACUUGGCGCAGAAGUGAGCUCACUGGGGCUGCCCACCACACAAACUGCAGAGCAUCUGGUGCAAAACAUCAAGGCCAGCUCUGGGACUUCCAGCAGCGAAGUGGAUGCCAGUGUUGUGGAAUAUCGCCUUGAGCUGGAACGUGUGCAGAGCAGAGCUGACCACUUACGAGCCCAGAAUGACACAUUAGUAUUAACCCUGGUAGAGUCCAAAGCCCAUGCAGAGAGACUGAGUGUGCUUGUAGGCAAGUAUGAAUCAAAUGCCACAGCACUAGCUCUGGCACUGGGCUACUCAGACCAAGCGUUGGAAGCCUGCCAGGUGUUAGUAGCACUGCUGGACUCUGAGAUAGGAGUCUUGCUGGCAAACUGUCGAGCUGCUGGCAUUGGGGGAUUUGCUGGCUUUGAAAGUGGGGAUGAUGAGCAGGGGGAAGUAAGUGCACUUUUACAGCGAUCCCAUGGCAGCCGUCGUGCUGCCGAAAGUGUGGCCAGACACUUGUUACAUCGCAUGGAUCGUAGUCGGGCCCAUGUCAUGUCAUGUUGCCCCAGCCCCUGGGAUGAUGUCACAUCUAUUUCACACACCACCAGCUCUACAGACAGUGGAGAUGGGGAGUUUGGAAAAGCAGAAGAGCAGAGGUUACGUGACUAUGUGCUGCAGCUACGGUCAGAGCGCUCAGCAGUGCGGGCUACAGUGAUGGAGCUGGAACCUGUACAUGUGGAUCCUUUUUCUAUGGCACCUCAUCUGCGUUACCCAGAUCCUUCACGCUUUGACCUGGAGAAUGCUGUUCUCAUGCAGGAAUUGAUGGCAAUGAAGGAAGAGCGGGCUGAGCUAAAAGCAGCCAACUAUCUCCUUGAGAAAGAAUCCCGGGCACUAGAACUACGACUGGCUGCACUUGAGUCCACAGAAGCAGCGCAUCGCAUCACCAUCCAGCACUUGCGUUCUGAGCUGCAGCUGAGAGCUGGUAAUGUCCAGGACUCAGACCGUGACUAUGGAUCAGCCCCAGUCUCUGUGGCAGAGCUGCGAUCCCAUGAUCCUAUGGAAAUGGCACGAGAUCUUGCUGCUGCUUUAACUCGUGAGCAGAAUUUAAAAAGCAGAGUGCAUGAGCUGGUUUCAACACUAGAAAAAAUAACCCAAAAUUCGGAGGUGCGGCACAAACAGUCUGCCGAAUUCGUCAACGAUCUGAAGCGUGCCAACAGUGCACUCAUCACAGCCUUUGAAAAGGCCAAAAAACGAUACCAGGGCAAACUGAAGAAGCUGGAGAUUCAGCUGAAGUCAGUGACAGAACGCUAUGAGACACAGAUUCAGAUUUUAAAGCAGAGACUUGCUCUGUAUGAAGACGAGAGCAGCCGACCUCCAUUGAAUGAGACAUCCCUGUAGUCACAUUCAGGAAUAGGUUGUGUUUGCAGGAAAGAAUGAGAACUAAAGCGAGUGUGGAGUGCUUCAAAACUGACCUAACUGAGGCUGAGUGAGACUGAUAAUAAUUUCAACAGGCAUUCACAUCUCAUAGUAACAAGAUGAGGGAUGCGCAUGCUACAUUUGUAAAAUUUGUGAAUGACUUGGCAUCGUUCAGAACUUGAUCAUGAUAAAAAUGUUAACAUUAUAAAAUAUGCAGAACUUUUGAAUUUUGUGGUGUUCUAGAAGCACUCAUGACAAGCAGAAUAUUUUAUUAAUUUUUUUAUAGUGUGUAUAUAUAUAUAUAGUUUAGACUUAUUUUUUUUCUCUUAAUGGUAAACAUUGACGGUUUUGGGUUUCCUUUGACUGGAUCUGAGCAUACAGGCAAGCUGGUUUUCCCUCAAAAAUAUUGUACCCCUACCUCCCUUUUUGAAGGUCAAGAAUUUGAGUGGAAUUUAUGUCCUGGUGAUGACAGAAUUUUAUGCCACUUUUGCAGCACAUACCUUACAAUUUGGGUCUUGCAAACCAUAUCCCUGUAACAUUCUGUCAACCAUGGUUCCACUUCUCUUCAUCACAACACAUAUUCCAUGCUCACCAUAACAAAUCUCAUCAUCAAACAGCAUGAUUAAGAAAAAGCAACAUUUACCAUUCAAAGAAGAAAAAUAAUUUUCUCACGCCAUUUUACUGGUUGUGUAAAACUGUUGAGCUGAGUUUGUCAGUCUUUUCGUUAUUUCAUGCAACAUCUAUGACAGCUUUUGACACAUUUUGUCUUAAGUAGGAACAGGGACCUAUGAGUUGUAUAAACAGCCUUGCAUAGUCUAUUCUUGCUGCAGUCCUAAGUAUAUGACAAAUACUAAAAUGUGUGGGAAUUCAAAUUUCAUUCAUUGCAGUUUAGAUGUCCUUUCCAUUUUGUUUUACAUAUCACAUUUAAGUAUUGAGCAGUUGCUUUCAUUAGGGAUUGAGUGGAAAGCUUGAAACAUCAGUGAUGAAAGAACAACCCAUGUGAACAGAUUGUUUACUGAAGUUGUGAAAAGUAUGGCUGUGAACAUGCGCUUUAUGUACAUUUAUGAACAUGCAGAUUCUAGUCACGAGGUGAAUUUUUUUUUUUUUUGGCAAGAGCCAUUUGGCACAAAUUGCAACUUCUGUCUUGUCAUGUGCCUUCUGAGACAGGAAGGGAAAGUCACACCCAGAGCUUUACAACUGUGAUAACAGCCAUGUUUUUUUAAUGGGUUGCUGAUGUGCUCUGGUUACCACAGUAACGUGAAUCCUUUUCAGUAUGGCCUUUGUGUAAUGCAGUUAUGUUGACAGGCACUUGCUUAUGUUCAGUAAAGCAUUUUCAAUAUUGCAUGUUGUUGAGUAACACUGCUGGGACUUGUUUUAAGAUUGUUUAAUUGUCUUGGUGUCUUGAAAGCCUUUAUACGAUCCACAUUUGUUCAAUCUUACUUUGUACGUGGAUGUGUUGAUAAAAAAGGGGGCAGAGAUAUUAUCUGAAUGGUAAAGGUGAUAAGGGAUGGAAAAGUUGCUUUCUUCUUUAUUGGUAGCAUGCUGUGUAGUCCUCGUGACUUACAACCAGGUAUGCACUCACCAUUUUUUGUAAUGUCAACGUUUAGGAUGUUUAGGCUGCCAUUCUGUAUAAUGUCAAUAUUUAGAAUGUUUAGGCUGCCAUUUUGAUAUGUUACAUGAACCUGUUAGAGAAAUGUCAAACUUUAUUCAUAGCUGUGAAUUGUGUGAUCUGGAUGAGUGGAGGGGUGCUUGACCAGCUGCAAUAUUAGGUCAAGCUUCCGUUUGUUUGAAGUUGGUAAUGGGUAUUAGCAUUGCUGUAACAAUAUUGAUCUGUGGUGUUCACCACCAUGGGAACUCUGAUAUGCAAUAAAUAUGCAAUAACAUGC
This is a messenger RNA of Pomacea canaliculata, 5139 nucleotides long. RefSeq names its product colorectal mutant cancer protein-like. The record is from RefSeq and is a predicted model, not a curated record. NCBI's taxonomy places the organism in Eukaryota, Metazoa, Mollusca, Gastropoda, Architaenioglossa, Ampullariidae.